Molecule: messenger RNA, 3496 nt
Organism: Trifolium pratense (red clover)
Lineage: Eukaryota; Viridiplantae; Streptophyta; Magnoliopsida; Fabales; Fabaceae
Product: UDP-glucose flavonoid 3-O-glucosyltransferase 7-like
Exons: 1
Coding region: 1667-3133 (488 amino acids)
Molecular function (GO): UDP-glycosyltransferase activity
Source: RefSeq, a predicted model, not a curated record
GUAUAGAGAAGGCUGUGACGAGAUUGAUGAACGGUGGUGAUGAAGCUGAGGAAAUUAGACGGCGUGCUCAAGAGUUUGGGGAUAAGGCUAGACGAGCUGUUGAAGAAGGUGGCUCGUCUCAUAAUAAUUUGUUGGCUUUGAUUGAUGAUAUUAAGUUUGAGAGAUCACAAGACACGUUGAUUUUUUCAAUUCUAUUUAAUUCUAGUACUAGUAAAUUAGAUUGGAUUUAUAUUUCCCUUAGUUAUGCAGUCAUGUGUAUAGUACAUAGAAACUGCAAUUUUCGAAUUUAUUUGAAAGUGGCGAACAACUUGAAUUCUGAAACAAAAUAUUUGCAUUGGAGACAUAUGAGAUACAUAUAGCAUUUUACACGAAUUGGUUAUUCUUCAUCAAAAAAUCAGGUCUUAGAGCAUACAACUCAUCCUAUACAUGCAAACAAUAUAUGGUGAAAAUGUUACUGAAAAGUACUCUAUACUGUGCUAAUGCAAAGAUUAUAGUAAGAAAGGAAAUAAUAUGAUCAGUAAGUAAAAGAAAAAUAAGUUAUAUUUAUUUUGAUGAGUGUGUCUAAAUUUUUGUUAUUUAGGCUUGUACCAAGUAUAAGUGUAGCACAAAUAUAUAUAUGGUGAACUUUCUAAAGUUUAUUGCUAACUUUAAAAUGCAUUUUGUUCACACUGGUUACAUAUCAGAUACCUGUCAUUGGUUAUACUUGGAUUGUGAUAUCCCAACCUUUUUGGUUUUCUAUGAAAAAUUGCUAUUUCUCAACUUCUUUAAAAAAUAAUAGAUUUAAAAUAGUUUUUAGUACUUAGAAAUAUCUUAAAUUUCAUUUUAAAUAUUUAUAAACAAAAUUCAUCAAAAGUUUAAUUUUCUUUUUAACAAAGGAUGAAUGAAUGAAAUAUAAAUUGUUAACUUUUUGCUGCUUUAAAAUUCAUAUUUAAUUCAUCGUUUGUUAAAAAAUUCUAAUUUUUUGUGGAAUAGAUUCUUAUAAUAUUAUAAACAUGAAAUACAAAAACUUUUUCACGAGUUGACUUAAAAGCACAAAACAAAAGUGGUAACAUGAAAUAUUUAAGAACCAUAAUAUGUUAAAAAGUUUGUAGCGAAUGAACAGUCCCUAAGAACACACAAGGUGUUCUCAACAACGUCGCCACAAUGAUAAGCUAAUGAACAGUCCCUAAGAACACACAAGGUGGUCUCAACAACGUCGCCACAAUGAUGCCAAAACGGCAAUCUUAGAUGCAUAUUACUUUGCCUGCCACCGAUCAACAACCUGUCAUUUUUAAUUAACCAAACAAAGGAUCUAACUCAUUCCGCGUUUUAAUCUUCCACACAUGCUCCCAGCUUGAAUCAAAUUUUAAAGAGCAUUAUAUAAUUAUAUAAUAAUAUAAAAUUGUUAUUGCUAUCUUUACAUGCAUAUGUUAUUGUUAUUAAUCAAUCAUGCCAAAGUUUAAUUAAUUUAAAAGUGGCACUGUGUAUGAUUAUAAAAAUUGCCGGCCAGACAGAUCUAUGUAAAUCAGUAUCAUUGGCUGGCUCAAAUCAUAGAAAAAUGAAUCUUACUAUAUUCUACCUCAUGGGUCUCGUGCAUACACAAAAUAAUACUAAAUAAUAACUAAUAAGUAAAGCAUAUAAAACAAAAUUAAGGAUGAACUUGAAGAAAAAACCAAAUUGAUCAGUAAUGGAAGGUGUUGAAGUUGAACGGCCAUUAAAACUUCACUUCAUUCCAUAUCUAGCACCUGGUCAUAUGAUACCUUUGGGUGACAUAGCAUCUCUUUUUGCAUUGCGUGGCCAACAAGUCACAAUCAUCACCACACCCUCCAAUGCCAAAUUCUUUACCAAAUGUCUCUCAUCCGUCGAUCCCUACUUCCUCCGUCUUCACACAGUCAAGUUCCCCUCCCUACAAGUCGGCCUCCCAGACGGCUAUGAAUCUUUGUCCUCCACCACUGAUCUUGACACCUCUGGAAAGAUCUACGCAGGCGCGAUGCUUCUCCAUGGACCCAUUCAGGAUUUCAUGGAGAAGGAUCCACCUGACUGCAUCAUUGGGGACAUCAUUUACCCUUGGGUUAAUGACUUGGCCCAUAAGCUUCAAAUACCAGUUUUCUGUUUCAACGGAUUCUCCCUCUUUACCAUCUCCCUUAUGGAAUCCCUCAGAAUAAACAAUUUCUUUCAUUCUCUCACAGAUUCGGAUUCAGGUUCGUUUGUUGUUCAAAAUUUUCCUCACAAUAUCACCAUGUGCUCAAGACCACCAAAGGUAUUCACCGGAUUCAUGGAAAUGAUGCUUGAGAUGAUACUCAAAACUAACGGACUCAUCAUCAACAACUUCGCUGAACUUGAUGGAGAAGAGUGCAUCGAACACUAUCAGAAAAUCACAGGUCAUAAAGCUUGGCAUCUUGGUCCGGCUUCUCUUAUUCGCAGAACAGAUCAAGAGAAAGCAGAGAGGGGAAACGAGAGUGUUGUGAGCGUGCACGAGUGUCUGAGUUGGCUCAACUCAAAGCAAGAUAACUCAGUGUUGUACAUAUGCUUUGGAAGCAUUUGUUACUUCUCUGAUAUACAACUUUACGAGAUUGCAUGUGGAAUUGAAGCAUCGGGUCAGGAAUUCAUAUGGGUUGUUCCUGAAAAAAUAGGGAAGGAAGAUGAGAGCAACGAGGAGAAAGAAAAAUGGUUGCCGGGGGGAUUUGAAGAGAGAAACAUUGGAAACAAGGGUUUGAUUAUUAGGGGUUGGUCCCCACAAGUUAUGAUUCUGAGCCACACUGCUGUGGGUGCCUUUAUGACGCAUUGUGGGUGGAAUUCAACUGUGGAGGCAGUUAGUGCAGGUGUUCCAAUGAUCACGUGGCCAGUGCAUGGCGAUCAAUUCUACAAUGAGAAGCUGAUAACUGAUGUGCGGGGGAUUGGAGUGGAGGUGGGUGCAACAGAAUGGUGCCUUGGUGGCGUUGGAGAAAAAGAGAUGGUGGUGGGCAGAGAUAGUAUAGAGAAGGCUGUGACGAGAUUGAUGAACGGUGGUGAUGAAGCUGAGGAAAUUAGACGGCGUGCUCGAGAGUUUGGGGAUAAAGCUAGACGAGCUGUUGAAGAAGGUGGCUCGUCUCAUAAUAAUGUGUUGGCUUUGAUUGAUGAUAUUAAAAGUUUGAGAGAUCUCAAGGCACAUUGAUUUUUUCAAUUCUAUUUAAUUGUAGUACUAGUAAAUUAGAUUGGAUUUAUAUUUCCCUUAGUUACAAAUCUUUGCUUUUGUGAGAAAUUAUUUCUCUAAUGCAAAGAGUAUAAUAAGCAAGCUUGCCUUUCAAAAUAAUUAACAAAUGUUAAUUUCUAAUCUUAACAAACUUGUGAGUCUGAGUACUAACUUGUUGGAGUUUGUUAACUGUAUAGUUAUAAAUUGGUUAGUAUUAGUUAAUUACAAAUUAGUUAAAAGUUUGUUAGUUUAGUAAGGAACACUAUAUAUAGUGUAUUCUGACGCACAAACAUUUGAAAAGGGUUUAGACACAAAAACAUAAGCAUGAAAAAAUAUAUAUAUUUA